This is a messenger RNA of Mangifera indica (mango), 2575 nucleotides long. RefSeq names its product protein terminal ear1-like. Lineage: Eukaryota; Viridiplantae; Streptophyta; Magnoliopsida; Sapindales; Anacardiaceae. The record is from RefSeq and is a predicted model, not a curated record. The transcript is spliced from 5 exons. Gene Ontology annotation, molecular function: RNA binding. The coding region runs from base 166 to 2190 and encodes 674 amino acids.
GGACAGAGAGAGUAUAGAGAGAGAGAGUGAGUGUUGGAGAUAGACUUGUACUAUUUACUUGGGAAGAUAAAGAGAUAUAAAGAAACGAUUUUUCCCAUCAAAACUAGCCGCUAACUUCACCGGAUAAACUGGUUUUCCGACGGGUGAAACACAAACAAAAACCUCAUGGGAGAAACCGGAAUCGUCCAGUUUCCGGGGGGCCUAGAUCCACGAGCGCAAGAGUUCAGGCCGAGAAACCCUACGAACAACCAAACCCAAUUUCCGGUUUUUAGACCGCCCCAAGUUUAUUACCCGUUCACUCAUCUUUCUCCGUAUCCUUUAAACAACGUCGAAGUUGUGCCGUUUUGUGAUGCUUCUGGUGCUGGUAUAGGUAGCUUAGGUUGCCCUCGGUAUCAUACACAGGCGGCGUACGUUAGUUGUCCCUCGCAUCCUGCGCUUCCUCCUCAGUCCCCCGUGCCAACGAGGACGUUGUUGUUGAGUUCGGUGGCGAGUGAUGUGAGUGAGUCGAGUGUGAGGAGAGACUUGGAGGUUUUUGGUGAAGUAAGAGGCGUUCAGAUGGAGAGAGUGGGUGAAGGAAUCGUGACGCUUCAUUUUUAUGAUCUGAGACAUGCGGAGAUGGCUUUGAAGGAAAUACGCGAACUAUACAUGCAACUACAAAGCAUGCUGGGGAGUCAAUACUGUGGUUUGGUUUGGCAGAAUUAUUGUGAAGGUGAGAGGCCGAGUUCUUCGUUUAUGUUUCCAACCGCGCGUGGCCUCAUUGCUGGACGACCGGUUUGGGCGCAGUUCAUUGUUCCUUCCUGUAAUGUUGUUCCCGACGGGAACAAUCAAGGGACUAUCGUCGUUUUUAAUUUAGACCCUGGUGUCUCCUCUUCUAGUCUAAAGGAAAUCUUUCAGGCUUUCGGUCCUGUGAAGGAGUUAAGAGAGACACCGCUGAAGAAACACCAAAGAUUUAUAGAGUUUUAUGAUAUCAGAGAUGCAACCAAGGCUCUUAGAGAGAUGAAUGGCAAAGAAAUCUUUAGUAAGGCUGUAGUUAUUGAAUUCAGUCGUCCGGGUGGCUAUAACAAGAAGUUGUUCAAUGCCAACGCAAACACAGCCAUCAUCCCAACAACUAGCACCAGCAACAACAUUACUGUCAGUAACUCCAACACUUAUAUGGCAAGAAAUUCAGAUUACAACUUUUCAACUCACACAUCUUCUAGCUUUCCUCAUUCUUUUGUUUCUCAAACUCAACCCAUGAGAAAGAAGUCUCCUUCAAGUUCAGUAAAGGGAAACCCUAAUGUGAACCAGACUAUUACCACUUCAAUUGAGGCUUCGGUGGCUUCUUUGUCUUUGGCGGGUGCAGUAGCCAAUGCAAUUGAUGAUGGGAAUCCAAAGAAGAACGCUAGGAAAAGCCAAGGCAAUCAUUCAAUGGCAUCUACUAAACAGCAGCAAGUAAAGAACAGGAGUAGUAAUAAGCCAUGGAAGGGAAGACUAGUGAGGAGGUUAGAUUCUCGUUUCCUUAUAAAUGAAGAUGCCAUUGUAGACUCGAAUUGUAAAGAUUCCCGAACCACUGUCAUGAUCAAGAACAUUCCUAACAAGUACAGUCAGAAGCUGUUAUUGAAUAUGUUGGACAACCACUGUAUUCACUGCAAUGAACAGAUUGCCGAAGGAGAUGACCAGCCUUUAUCCUCCUAUGACUUCGUCUACCUCCCCAUUGAUUUCAAUAACAAGUGUAACGUGGGAUAUGGGUUUGUGAACAUGACAUCUCCCGAAGCCACAUUGAGGCUAUACAAAGCCUUUCAUCAUCAAAACUGGGAGGUCUUCAACUCAAGGAAAAUCUGUGAAGUCACCUAUGCUAGAGUGCAGGGAUUGGAAGCUUUGAAAGAGCACUUUAAGAACUCGAAGUUCCCAAGCGAGAUGGACCACUAUCUGCCUGUGGUGUUUUCGCCACCUCGAGACGGGAGGCAACUGACGGAGCCACUCCCCAUUGUUGGCCACGAUAAGCAACAACAGUUGACGACGGUUGUUCAUGAUGACGAUGAUGAUGAUGAUGAUGAUGAGGAUCACUUAGACGGCGGUGAUACGCUUGAUAAUAAUACCAAUGACUCUACUGAUUAUGCUGACGGAAAUGAUCUCCUGAUUGGCGGCAGCUGCAGCAGCACAAACGGCGGCGAUGAUGACAGAGACGAUGCCAUUGUUCUUGCGGCAUAAAAGAAGGGAGAUUCUGUGUCUAUAUCUCUCAGUAUUAUAUAUAAUAUAAAUAUAUAAAUAUAUAUGUAUCUCUAUACAGCCAUUAAUUUGUGUUGCAAUAUUUACCUAAUGGCCGGUUGUUGAGCACCGAGCCCUUUCUUUACGUAGCCUGCUUCUGUUUACUCUUCAGGUUCAGCUAGCUGACCACCACAAUCAUCUUUUCCAUUUACUCCUCUCUCUCAGAGAAAUUAAGUUGUAGGCUUGUAGCGUAAUCCUUCUUUUCUUUUUUGGUUAUAUAUAUUGGAGUGCAGUUUACCAUUGUGGCUAGUUUCCAAAACAGCAAAAAAGAAAGAGAAGUGUUGUAAUCCUGCGUGAGAAUAUUAAUUAUAUUGGCCGUUUUGGGUUA